Messenger RNA from Effrenium voratum, 1503 nucleotides. The record is from the annotation of a GenBank genome assembly. NCBI's taxonomy places the organism in Eukaryota, Dinophyceae, Suessiales, Symbiodiniaceae.
GUGAACUUCGCCAUGAUGGGCAAGGACGGCAUCCUGGUGAAUUUCGUAGAGAAGUUCAUCGUGGGAAAGGUGAAACAUCCCAUCUUGUGUGCUGGGCGUCUACUAUGCAAUGGAUGGGAGAUGAGGAGAAGCGGAGAUGGCCUGAAUCUCUGGCACAAGCAAGGAGUUGAGAUUCCGCUGGAGAUGAAGAAGAAUAGCCUGCAGGUCGUGGCGGAGAUAUGCUCGGUGGAGACUGAGAACAACGAGCACGAGGAAGAGACCAUCACCGUUGUGGCGCCUGCGAAGAUGAAGGACUACUUCGAGGUGGACUCAGAAGUCCCGGUGGCGCCAUUCCCCACGACGCACAGAGAGCUGCAAUCAGAUGAGUUGGGUUGGUCAGAUGAGGAAGUUGGAGUUGGAGAUGAGAAGAUGAUGCAUGCAGAGCACUUGGCAAGCUACUUGGUCGGCACGGAGUUCUAUGGACUGCUCAUCAAGAGCAGCAGGUGUGGGAAGUCCAUGUUGGACAUGAGAGAGAUGCAGGAGAUCGAGGUGAAGAAAGUUCACCUCAUGGAGGUUGUCACUGACAGCGACUAUGCGGGGGACCAGAACUCGAGAAAGAGCAUCACGAGUUUCCAGGUGUUCCUCGACGGCAACCUCAUGGAAAGCAGAGUGAGAAGCCAGAAAAGCAUCUCACUUUCAAGCGGUGAGAGCGAGUACGUGGCCAUGGUCUCUGGAUGCAGUGAAGGACUUUUUCUUCGGCAUGUUUGGUCCUUCAUCAGAGGCCACACACCAACCCUGGUGUGCAGGUCAGACAGCAGCGCGGCCCGCGGAAUGUGCAGCCGAGUUGGGAUUGGCAGAACCCGACACCUGGAUGCAGUCAUGAUGUGGCUGCAGCAGAAAUGCCACGAGAAGGUGAUCAGGGUGACAGCGAUUCCGACGAGUAUCAACAGCGCGGACAUUGGCACCAAGGCGCUGGCACGAGCCAGGAUAAGAGGAUUGAUGUUCAUGACGGGCAUGGUCGACAACGACAACCGCGAGCUCGGGAAGGACGAGCUCCGCGACAUCGAGCGCAAGAUGCUGAGCGACAAGGGCGCUAAGAAGAUUCUCAGCGGCUUGAAGGAUGAGUACCGCAUGGCAUUGGUGGUGGCAUUCGCCAACGCGAUCAGGGCGAGUGGAACCAAGGAGGAGAACGAGCCCAACGGAGCGGAGAGCGACAGCUGGAUGUGGCCGGUGCUAGCCAUUUUGGCCGGCGUAGGAGCCUUGAGCCUGGCGCAGUGGCUGUGGAGUUUCUUCAUCAAGAAGAUUCAGAAGGAGAUCAUCAUCUCCGGCAAGGCAACGAUUCAGGAGGCCAACGACAGCGAGCCGGAGGUGAGUGCACGUAGCGAUCUGAGGAAGAGGAUCAAUCCGGUCCGGAUGUUGCCAACAGGCAACGUGUAUCACACGCACGAGAAAUGUCCCCACUACAAAAGUGGGAGACAGGUGCACAAGUGUCUCAAGUGCAGCGGAUAUGAAGGCAGCAUGUGA